UCAUAAAUGAGACAAGUGCCCUUAAGGAGAAAUGCCCAGGUGAACUGUCUUGUUCUUCUCACUAUAGGGAACACCACAUGGCCAUCUGUAAACUAGGCCUUUAAAUCUGCCAGCACCUUCAAAGGCUCACACAUUGAAUGAAGAAAACAAGUUCAGCAAAGCGGACUUAGCCUGCCGCAGUCAAAGAAACAAAGAUUUUCAUGGUGAGAAGCUGGGUUUGCAGGUUAUCUGUGUUUCCCAGAAGAUGCUUGGCUUUGCUCUCUCCAACACCUGAGGAAGAUGGACAGAAACAUGGUGAGGAAACCUCUGUAUAAGCAGUUAGACUUGGAGAGAAAGAGUGCCAGGCAAGCUGAAGCCAGACUCAGCCUCAGACUGCAAAGGCUGGAGGUUAUCUCCCUCUAUCACAUGAAAUCGCUCGCCAGGGAGCAGAAACAGCUUCAGAAAGAACUGCAGCGCCUGCAGCAAGCAGAUAUCAUCAAGAAAAGGUUCUUUCCUUCUGUGGGGCACGAAAAGCAGAAGAGAUCGAAAGAUGUUGUCACCUUCUCACGACAGACAGGACAGAGGCAAGAAGUCCCAGAGUCUAAAAUUAGAGUACCAAAAACCAAUACUACCCAAGAAGUUAAAACUAAGAUUCGGGUGCCCUUUUUACAUGACCCUGCCCUCAAAGAUGUCCCGAGAAGCCAAGAGCACCUUCUAUCUCAAGGUGAGAGAACGAGCUACUACAAGGAAAGGAACUCACAAGCCAGGGAGGGAGAGCCCACAAAUCCACUGAAGGGCAUGGACUCCAGCCAGGAUUUCCCUGUCCCGUGUCACGACCAAGAGGUAUCCACCAACAAGACAGAAGGCGGCCUCGUGUCCAGCCCAGAUGGUGAGAGAGGAUCAGCAUCUGCUUACGUCCCCAGAUCCAAAAAUGCCAAUCAAAAGCCAGGUGGAGAUGCUGAUGUACAAAAUCCCCUCAGAACCAUGGGCCAUACAAGAAGCUUCAAAGAUGACCGCACAAAGCCAACCUUCCUAGAGCUGUUCGAAAAGGCCAAAAAUGCCCACUAUCUCCGCCACAGGGUGCCCCCCGAGUCUGAGAGGUUACUUAGCAUCCGGGAGAUAUUUGGACACAGAGACUACUGACUACUCACUACUCAGAGCAGCGGAAAAACCGUGACAACGGGGCCAAGUCCCUUCCUCUCUGGUUGUGUAAUGUCACCUGGCCAGAAGAUAUUCUGUAGUCACCAUGGAAAUGGGACCCUUCAAAUAGCUGCCAUAGCAAUGCACAGAAAUAAACAGAAAUGCAUGACAAACUUUCUUUUGCAACCCCAGGGCUCCCUGCCCUUUUAUUUGGUCUUUCUCUUAAGAAACGAGGCUACUAUGAAGAAGAAGGAGAGGGGAAAAUGUUAUGAAAAUAUUUAAAGUUGCGAACCUAGUCUCAUUUUGAAGAAGAAAGUCUUUGUUUGUCCCAAGGUCUGUCCUGUAUAGGAGAUGCUUACAGCGCCACCUGCUGGCCAAACAGCAUAGCUAUUUGCAUAGUUUUCCUUUCUUUUGGAGUUUGCAUGGGAACCCAACUGAAAUGUAUAAUGACAUGGUCUCCAAAUAAAACCUGGUCUUGCCGCA
Molecule: messenger RNA, 1602 nt
Organism: Mastomys coucha (southern multimammate mouse)
Lineage: Eukaryota; Metazoa; Chordata; Mammalia; Rodentia; Muridae
Gene: Ccdc190
Product: coiled-coil domain containing 190
Exons: 5
Coding region: 280-1122 (280 amino acids)
Source: RefSeq, a predicted model, not a curated record